Molecule: messenger RNA, 1067 nt
Organism: Drosophila albomicans
Lineage: Eukaryota; Metazoa; Arthropoda; Insecta; Diptera; Drosophilidae
Gene: TBC1d7
Product: TBC1 domain family member 7
Biological process (GO): activation of GTPase activity; negative regulation of TOR signaling
Molecular function (GO): GTPase activator activity
Source: RefSeq, a predicted model, not a curated record
CAGCAUUCUUAAGUAAAAUUCUUAUUGACCAAAUGUUAAAUUGGUAUUUUGCCGCCAAACUGACGACUCAAACAUAAAUAAAUACAAGAUACAAAUUAAAUAAAACAUUUCAAGAUGACCACAGACGAAAGAAACUUUCGAUCGAGUUACUAUGAGAAGGUUGGCUGUUUCAGUGUCGAGGAGGUGAAAUCCCUAAACAAGUUGUUACAAGAUGACAUUCGCAAUGUGACUAAACUGAAGCACUUCGUCCACAAUUACACUGUUCCAGCACUGCAAAGGCAUUUGCUUUGGUGUCUCAUCAUGGGCAUAAUGCCGCUGCAUAAAAGCAAUACCGAGUACGUGCGAGAACAACGACGCCAGGUUUAUGAAGAUCUACUACGCGCUGUUACUGUGAUGCGCUGCUUGGAUUCGUCGGAUUCCUGUAAAUCUAAGGAGAUUGUGCUGCAUAAAAUGUGGAUGUUGGAGAACAAUCGAUUGCAUAGCAAUGUGCGAGCGGAUGACAAUCAAUUUAUAGAGAUUGUGCGCGCACUACUGCAGAUAUUUGACGAUGAUGUAGACACCUAUUGGAUGGCCAAGGAGUUCUAUCAGUACACUCGUGAAUUAAAGAAGGAAUGCGCCAAGCUCAAGGAGCUAACGCAAGCACUGCUCAAGCGCGAAGACAAGGAAUUAUUCGAUCGAUUGGAUAAGCUGGGGUUGUUUGGCGAGAGCUCUGAACUGCUAGACAAUUGGUAUACAACAUGUUUUGCCGGUGUCAUCUGCGAAACAGUAUUGGUAAAGAUCUGGGACAAAAUUUGUGGCGGCGAUAAGAAGAUUGUCGUUUUCCUUUUUGUCGAGCUGGUGAAGAACAUCAGAUCACUGAUACGUGAUAAGAAUUCCCUAGACGAAGUCAAAGCUGCCGUUGAAAAGGUCAAAGAUCUGGAUGGACUGAUAGUUAAUAAAGCCAUAAAAUCAUGGCAAAGCAAUAAUGGUGAACUUAAAUACGCGCAUUGAGUUAAACGAUUAAGUAGCUGUAGUAUUAGAAGUGUAUUUUGUUGUAGAGUGUACUAAAUAUAUUUAAAGACAACGUC